CGGAGCGGGGACGCGCCGGGAGCUCCGCGGGCGGCGCGGCCGGGCCGGGAGAGGCGGAGCGAAGAGAAGCGAAGAGAAGCGGACCGAGUGCGGCGGCGGCCGGAGCCCGGCGGGGGGAAAGUGCGAGGAGCAGCGCAGGCUGUCGUGCCUGCUCGCCUGCCUGCGGAGCAACGGGGACGGAAUCCGCAGCAAUCAAGGAGUCACACUGUGUUCAAGUUCAGAAGUGUUUUACACAUGAACUCUACUGGCUCUCUAGCUGAUUCUGCCCUGUCACCAUCUCAACAGAGUUGGAUUUACAGUCAUGGAGGAACAUCAGCAACACUUACACUGUGUGAACUGUGUCAGCCGUCGUUGUAUGACCAGACCAGAGCCGGGCAUUUCCUGUGAUUUGAUUGGCUGCCCCUUGGUUUGUGGAGCAGUUUUUCACUCAUGUAAAGCUGAGGAACAUCGCAUGUUAUGUCCACUUGAAAGAGUGCCUUGUUUGAAUAGUGGCUUUGGAUGUCCCUUCAUAGUAGCCCGAAAUAAAAUUGCUGAUCAUCUAGAAGUUUGUCCUGCAAGUGUGGUAUGUUGUACCAUGGAGUGGAAUAGAUGGCCAGUCAGUUAUGCUGACCGAAAAUCUUAUGAAAACCUGAGUAAAGAUGUUGAUGAAGUGGAGCAGCUAGAUAUGGCUUUAGCUCUUCAAGACCAGCGCAUGUUAUUAGAAUCACUUAAAGUAGCAACUAUGAUGUCAAAAGCAGGUGAUCAAAUACCAGAAUCCAGAGAGCAAACCUCUGUCAAAUCAAGUGCCCCCGAUACAGUGCAUACCAAUGGUUUGAUGCCUGUAGAUGAAGAGUCCUAUGGUGCACUUUAUCAAGCUACUGUAGAAACAACGAGGAGUUUAGCUGCUGCUCUGGAUAUCCUGAACACUGCUACAAGGGACAUUGGUAUGUUAAGUUCAAACCACUGCAUUUCACCACAUGAAAUGAAAGAAGAUCCCAAGAUUAAAGAACAAGCUUCUAGUGGCGUUAUUCAGGAUAAAAAGUCUGACUCUGAAAAUCCAGAUGAAGAUGUAGGAGCGGUUGGGGGAAUUAACUUUGAUAGCGUGAGUCAAAAUUCACAAACAGAGCAAAAUGGUUCUUGUGAUAUUUGUUAUGAUGUAGUGCAAAACCAUGACUUAAAUCUAAACCUCAGUAACUCCUCUCUUUUGUGUAACGGCUUUCAUGUAGAAAAUGAAUGUUCAAAGGUGUUGGGCCACAGUGAAGAUCUUGGUGUAUCAAAUUCAAAACCAUCUAGUGUAGCAAAUGGUGAAUGUACUGCGUCUCAUGAGGAUGAAGCAUUACAGUCUUGCAGCUCCUGCCCUGUAACAGCACAAGUUGAAGCAACACCAGCUGAUCACUUAGUUAAUGGCAAUGCUAGUCAUGUACUACUUCCCCAUAAUGCUAAUGAAGAAGAAAUGUUAGAGAGACAAGUAGAGCAAGAAAGACUGAGAAACAUAGAUGCAUUUUCACUUUUACGGCAUCGAUCAUACAGAUUCCUUGUUAACCAUUAUUGGUCAACACCAAAAGAAGACAAAGCUGUUGAUACAUCAGAUUUGGAGAUAACAGAAGAUCCUAUGGGUCUUCAGGGAAUUGAUCUAAUCACUGCAGCUCUGUUGUUUUGCCUAGGAGAUUCUCCCGGAGGUAGGGGGAUAUCAGAAAGUCGCGCUGUUGAUGUGUAUCAUGUUGACUUUGGGACCCAAACAUUUUCUCUCCCAUCUGCUAUACUGGCCACAAAUACAAUGGUGGGGGAAAUAGCUUCAGCUUCUGCAUGUGAUCAUGCCAACCCACAGCUCUCAAAUCCAAGUCCAUUCCAGACCCUUGGAUUGGAUUUGGUAUUGGAAUAUGUGGCUAGAUACCAAACAAAACAGCGUUCAAUGUUUACAUUUGUUUGUGGACAGUUGUUUAGAAGGAAUGAAUUUUCAUCCCAUUUUAAGAAUGUGCAUGGAGACAUUCAUGCUGGCCUUAAUGGCUGGAUGGAGCAGAGGUGUCCUUUAGCAUAUUAUGGGUGCACAUAUUCUCAACGAAGGUUUUGCCCUUCAACACAAGGGGCAAAAAUUAUUCAUGACCGCCACUUACGGUCAUUUGGAGUUCAGCCUUGUAUAUCCACAGUAUUAGUAGAACCAGCAAAAAGCUGCUUAAUUGGACUACACAAUGACCAUCUGAGUAGUCUACCUUUUGAGGUGCUGCAGCAUAUUGCUAGUUUUCUAGACGGCUUUAGUUUAUGUCAGCUCUCAAGAGUGUCACGUUUAAUGAGAGAUGUGUGUGGAAGCUUACUUCAAGCACGUGGAAUGGUGAUACUGCUUUGGGAGAAGAGAAAGUGCCCAGAAAGAAGUUCUUGGCAGGUAAAAGAAAAGGUUUGGCGCUUCAGUACAGCCUUUUGUACUGUGAAUGAGUGGAAGUUUGCUGACAUCGUGAGCAUGGCUGACCACUUGAAGAAGUGUAGCUACAAUGCUGUGGAGAGAAGAGAGGAGGCUGUGCCGCUGCCAUGCAUGUGUGUGACACGAGAGCUCACCAAGGAGGGACGGUCACUGCGCUCUGUUUUGAAACCUGUACUUUAAGUACUGCAGCCACUCCAAUUGCACAUACACUCAAGCACCUGAUAUAACCUCGGUAAUAUUAUGAGACACUUUAUUAAUGUACUAAAGAUACUUUCUAGCUAAAUGUACUCUGUCACUGUGUAUAUAAGGUUUGAAGUGACAUUUAUUUUUUAUAAUACUGUUUAGCUGGAAAGUAAUGAAAGUUGCCUUAACGUUUGAAAAAUUCGGAACUUGCUGGACAGGGUAGUUUUAUCUAACUUAUGUAAUUUAAGAACAAAAUCCUACGGUGUGUUUUCUGAUUCACUGGUGCCCAUGUAGCUGUUGACUGAUAACAUUUCAAAAAUGGCCUCUAAAUGGUAUCCACAUUUGGAUAGGAAACACUGAAUUGUAGUGAGAGAAAAGUCCUGUCCAAAUCCUGUACCUUCUGUGUCUGGUCUUUUUUUUUUUUUUAAACAAAUUAUAAUCCAAAUAUUUGAAAGAUAAGGAAGAAUUCAAAACUUUAUAAUAGAUGUCUCAAACACAGCUUUUAAGCACAUUUUUUCUCAUGAAAUCAGUGUUCUACUGCUCUUCCUAGUUAACACGUGAUCUAGGAUCAGCUUUUUUUUUAAAAAGUGGUUUUUUUUAGUAAUGAUCUAAGUGAACUCAGAUUUACAGCAGCUUAAUUUUUAGUACAACUUUGUUUUGACAUGUCAACAAUUGCUAUUUUUUCUUCUGAACUCUUAACAGUUGUUUUACUUCUGGGAGGAAAACUUUUAGAGCUAAAACAAUGGAAUACUAGUUUUUACUCUCACACCUGAAAUGAUAUCAAUGUCAAAUGUUCAGAACAUUUUUCCUUGUCCUGCAGUUGGCUGAGGGUUAAAUUGCUUGAGCAGUCAGAAAUUCAAACUACGUGACAAACAGUUACGAAUUUAUAGUGCAGCUAAUGAAAGGGCUUUACUUGUUCUGUGGUAUUGUGACAUGUGUUGUCUCCUUUUCUGUUAAUUAGUCUAUAAAAAUGCUGCUUUUUUAAGGAGCAUUUUAAAUUACUGGUAUGUAUAGCAAAUGUAUCAUCUUCAUAAGAUGAGACAUGAUUUGUUAAUUGCAUAAGGCAUAUCAGAAACAUUAUGUUAAUCCACAUUUGUUAAACCAAUAACUCCAGUUCGCUUCCAGUCUUCCAUAAGAAAAGAUCUUAUGAAGUGUUUGUGAACAGAGAAUACAUGCUAUGAAAAAUGGCCUGGUACAGCAAAACUUUAAUAACUUGAACUGACUUUCCAACUUGUUUGUAUUACUGUGAGUCUCUCUUGCCUGUUGCACUUAGCAACUGUGCCACAAAACUAAAACAGAAACAGACCAGAGCUUGGAACAAUGAAAUACAGUGUGUAUUUCCAUUAUAGGGAAAAAAAAAAAAAAGAGAUUAGUAAGGAGGAGAUGUUUACAAAAUGGCUAAAUUUAUUACUUGUAAUUUCUGUACCGGACACUCGUUUAUGGCUAAUCUGGCUGCAGUUCACAGCUUUGGUAUCUGUGCAUUUCCCAUUCUGGAUUCAGUCCAGAUAAACAUUCACUGCCUUUUUUUCUAUUCAGAGUGCUACAGGUGCCCAGAAAAAAAAAAAAAAAAACAAAAAAACCAAAAAAAAAACCCCACCAACAAAAACUAAAAGAAACCUAGUUCUUCAGUGCCAUGAGUUGAAAUUAUAAGAACUCAAAUAGAAGUUUUGCCUUUUCAAACUGCAUGUUCUCAUUCCCCAACUUCUCUUCUUUGUUGUGUAAAGAGAAGAAAGGAGUAAACCCUCUACAGAAGUUAGCAACAUUUGCAGUAAUUCUUAGCUGUUACCACAGUUAUCUGGAAAGGAGCAUCUAGAUUCAGGUACAGAUCUGACUAUACCAACUGGGUUUUAGGUAGGAAUCUUACACCCCCAGCCUGGUUCUUCAAAUGUAUUGAAAUGCUCAUUACCAACAAAUUCUUCAGUACUAGGCAGGUGACAACUUUCAUCAGUUCUUGUCUUUCAGCUCUAAAGGCUCCAUGCUGCUGCUCUUCAGUGUUUAAAAGUAGUUGUGUGACUGGAAGGAUCCUGAAAGUAGAGGAGAUAAUGCUCGCAUUUAUGGCUAAAUCUACUUCAAAACAUCUGUCUUGGGUUACUGGUAUUUUUUAGUGAGCAAUGUGGUGGUUUUGGUACUCUGCAUUCUUUGUAAAUUCCCAGAACCCUGAUAAGUAUGGUAGGCAGGCACGUGUCUUGGUGCUUAUGGAAAAGAGGAUGUUCAGAUAGAGGAACUGGUGUUAGAACCUCGCUUGUAGCACAGUGCAGAACUACAUUUAAAGUAUCAUCAGUUGUUGAUCCAUUAAAAUGAAUUUUUAAAGUACUCUUUUUAAGAAGUAACACUAUUUCUCAAUACAUGCACUUUUAUUUUCAAAUGUAGAUACAGGCUUUUUUGUUAAAUUAGUUUAUUUUUUAUGAGAAUCCAGAGCUAUUAAAAUAUCAAUGUUGUAAGCAACAUAUCUGCCUUGUAAACUGCUCCAAAUGCAGAAAUACAGUAUACGUAGGAUAAAACAUUUUUUUUUUUAACACUGCUAUGCAGUUUGUAAAACAUCUGUGGUGUAUAGUCAGUCUAUCAAAAUGUGACCUGUUCACAUUUGCCCUUGAAUUUUAAAAAUGUCAUAUUCCUUUCCUGGUACAUGUUCCAUACAUAGACAGCUGUCCCAGACUUUCUUUUACUUGAUACCACAUUGCUACUUUGUUUAAAAUAUUAUGUUUUCAAUCAUUAUGCAAUUUUUUUUCAAUGUCUGUUGAAAUCUUAAUAAAACUUUUGGAGUUUC
Messenger RNA from Taeniopygia guttata (zebra finch), 5345 nucleotides. RefSeq names its product F-box protein 30 (gene FBXO30). The record is from RefSeq and is a predicted model, not a curated record. NCBI's taxonomy places the organism in Eukaryota, Metazoa, Chordata, Aves, Passeriformes, Estrildidae. Gene Ontology annotation, molecular function: zinc ion binding; ubiquitin protein ligase activity; protein binding.